AUGUCGGAUACAAUUUUCGGGUUCAAUAAAUCUAACGUCGUCCUGGCCGCAGGAAUCGCCGGAGCCGCUUUCCUCGGCUACUGCAUCUACUUCGAUCACAAGCGGAUCAAUGCACCAGACUACAAAGAGAAAAUUCGUCAAAGUACUUUUUCAAUUAAAAAAAAUCGUAACUGGAUAAUAUUGCAGAGAGACGCGCUCAAGCCGGCCAAGGACUGUCCACUCGCCGUCCAGCCGCCGCUGGAAACGGCGAUGGAGAAGCUCCGGACAUCACUGAUCCAACCCAAAUGCAGAGGUUCUUCCUGCAGGAAGUGCAGCUCGGAGAGGAGCUAAUGGCCGCCGGAAACAUCGAUGAGGGGGCCGUCCACAUCGCCAACGCCGUCAUGCUCUGUGGAGAGUCGCAGCAGUUGCUGUCCAUUUUCCAGCAGACGCUCUCUGAAGAACAGUUCGGCGCCGUCGUUCAACAGUUGCCAGCGACUCGUGAAGUACGUAACACAGAGAGUUUAACAGCUUGAUAGUAUCUUUACGACUUUUGAACAGUUUGCAUAUUUGCACUUUGCUUACUUUCAAAAAACAAUUCCUAAAACAUUGGUAUGCCUCCGAAGAACACCUUUUGCAGAGAGAAAUAAAGAUAAGGUGUUCUUGGGUGGAUAAUACUUUAGAAUCCGUCUCAAAUCAACCUAAGAUGUCGUCUUUUCAGCGUUUGUCAGUAAUGUUCGGCCAGAAAGCGGAUGAGGCAGAGAACGAGCCGCCACUCGUGCAAUACCUCGGAGACGGACCACCGCCAGCUCAGAUUCAGGAACUUAUCGAUGACACCGACGACUUGGAGUAA
This is a messenger RNA of Caenorhabditis sp. 36 PRJEB53466, 829 nucleotides long. NCBI's taxonomy places the organism in Eukaryota, Metazoa, Nematoda, Chromadorea, Rhabditida, Rhabditidae. The record is from the annotation of a GenBank genome assembly.